Molecule: messenger RNA, 2298 nt
Organism: Elephantulus edwardii (Cape elephant shrew)
Lineage: Eukaryota; Metazoa; Chordata; Mammalia; Macroscelidea; Macroscelididae
Gene: CCDC33
Product: coiled-coil domain containing 33
Exons: 19
Coding region: 1-2298 (765 amino acids)
Cellular component (GO): peroxisome
Source: RefSeq, a predicted model, not a curated record
AUGAACCUCACCGCUCAGGAACAAGAGGACCUGUGCCGCUACUGUGACACCCUGACUCUGCGUGGGGAUCCUGAAGAACCACAGGAACCCCUGAACACCUCUCAGAGCAUGAAGUCUGGCAUCAGCCACCUCUCUCCCUCUAAUAAGGAGACUAUCAUGAUAACGCUCCAUGGGGCAAUCAACCUUCCUACCUGCAAGGAUGGCUCUGAACCAUGGCCCUAUGUGAUAGUGAAAACCACCACUCAGGACUCAAAGAGCCAGGACUCCAAGGCGGUCUCAUCUGUGACCCCAGAGCCCACCAGAUCCCCCAUCUGGGGGGACACAGUGAAUGUUGAGCUCCAAGCAGAGAAUGCCGGGCAUGAAGAUGUGGUGCUCAGGGUGAUGGACAGCAAAAAGAAAGAGGAGCUGCUGUCCUAUCAAAUCCCCAUCAAGUAUUUACGUGUCUUCCACCCCUAUCACUUUGAAUUGGUGAAGCCCAUCCAGUCUGGGAAAUCUGGUGAAGACACAUCCAAGACCAAACUGUUUGCGACAGUCGUCCGGAAAGGCAGCUUCAUUCCCCACUACAUUGGCCACAACCACACAGCUCUGGAGGUCUUUCUCCGGGGAGUCAAUGAGCCCCUGGUCAACAACAGCAGCCCCAUAGUGGUGAUUGCCCGAGUGGUUCCCAACUACAAUGAGUUUAAGUCCAGCUGGAUAAACAAAGACCCAGAAUCCCUGGGCCUGCCUAUCACCCAACUCUCCUUCCCGAUUUCAUCAGUGAUGAGCUUUGAUGUUCCUCGGGUCAGCAAGAACGGAUGCCCUCAGCUGACUGAGCCUGCAAGGUCCCCAGAACUGCCUGUAUGGAAUCAGUCCUUCCUCUUCCAAGGCUGUGAUGGAGCCACCGACUUCUCAGAAGACACAGCACUGGUCCUGGAGUACUAUGCCUCAUCACUGAAAGGCAGUGAGCCAUGGACCUUCAACCAGCCUCUGGGCUUCUCUGUGUUGCCACUCAAAAGCCGUUUGUACCGCAAGAUGUUGUCUGGGAAGGGCCUGAGCGGGCUGCGCUUGGAGCGGCUCCCCAUCCUGAAUACCAACCUGAAGACCAUAAAUGGCGAGGCCCCCACGGUGGAUCUCUCCUUCCAGCUGCAUUCCUCCGAGAGGCCAGAAAACUUCCUGACAUCAAGCAACAGUAAGCUGCUACCCAUCCUGGAUCCCAAGAUCCUAGAUGAUACUCUGCGCGCCAUCCAGGAGUCCUGGUCAAAGUCCACUGUGAGCUCUAGAACGGAUUCCAGCACAAUCAGCCUUCAGGAGACAGAGGAGGAGCCUCAGGAGGCAGAGACGUUCAGUGAAAAGGAAAUUAACAACUACCGGCGGGCCAUGCAGAAGAUGGCUGAGGACAUCCUGGCACUGCGGAAGCAAGCCAGCAUCCUGGAGACUGAGAACCGUAUGCUGAGAAGCCACCUGAACCAGCAGGAGGCAGAGGAGGAACAGGACCAAGCUGAGGAGGCCCAGAACCUGGUGUCCAUGAAGCAGAAGCUGCUGCUGAGUGAGGUGGGCACGAAGAAACUGAGGGACAAGGUGCAGCAUCUGCAGAAUGAGCUGAUUCGAAAGAAUGACCGGGAGAAGGAGCUGCUCCUCCUGCACCAGGCUCAGCAGCCUCAGGCCGGGCUGCUGAAGAAGUACCAGGACAGGCUGCAGAAGAUGAAGGCACUGGAGAAGACCGUGUGGCACCAGGAGAAGGUGAUUGAGAAGAUGGAGCGGGUUCUGGAGGACAAGCUUCGGGACAGGAAUGAGCCCUUCCUGAACAAGCAGCAGGGAAAGUCGAACAUAGCUUUCCCCGCACUCUCGGCCUCCGGCCUUCCCCAGGAUCCUGUGAGGGAGAACUUGCUUGGUGACCUUUACUCAGUCUUGCUGGUAGAAAACUCAAGGCUGCGGGCAGAGCUGGAUAAAACACGCCACCAGUCUGCCCCCAUCAUUCUGCAACAGCAGGCCCUUCCGGAUCUCCUUUCCAAUACCUCAGACAAAUUUAACCUCCUAGCCAAGCUUGAGCAGGCUCAGAGCCGAAUCCUGUCUUUGGAAAACCAGUUAGAGGACUCAGCCCGACGCUGGGGGCAGGAGAAGCAAAACUUGGCCAUACGGCUUCAGGAGCAAGAACACGGCUUAAGCAACACUGGCCUCACCAGUCAGCCCAGCCCCCCAACCUACUCCAAGGACCAAAGGUGGCCCUCAAAACAGGACCACCAAGAGAAGCCCAGUUCAAAGACUUCUCUCAACCAGCCAUCAACCUCCCAGAAGACCUCUAUGUCCAAGAAAACCUGA